Messenger RNA from Pseudoliparis swirei, 3370 nucleotides. Its product is annotated as guanine nucleotide-binding protein subunit alpha-13-like. Gene Ontology annotation, biological process: Rho protein signal transduction; adenylate cyclase-activating G protein-coupled receptor signaling pathway. The record is from RefSeq and is a predicted model, not a curated record. Gene Ontology annotation, cellular component: heterotrimeric G-protein complex; brush border membrane. Bases 218 to 1351 code for a protein of 377 amino acids. Gene Ontology annotation, molecular function: G-protein beta/gamma-subunit complex binding; D5 dopamine receptor binding; guanyl nucleotide binding. The transcript has 5 exons. Lineage: Eukaryota; Metazoa; Chordata; Actinopteri; Perciformes; Liparidae.
AAGGACCUCAAAUAGUUUUAUUUGUGUGAGUUAAAACAUUCGUGUGAUUGAAUAACGCAUUGAGUCAAGGCGUAACAAGCAAAGCACAAGGUGACUUAAAACUGAUUGUAAAUUAACCGUCAGCAGCACUACUUCCUGAGUUUAGGGAAGGGGCUUGGUCUCGUGCCUGCGCCCCGCGAACGCGCAUCAAAUUAGCAUCGAUGAAGUUUGUGCGAACAUGGCGGAUUUCCUGCCGACCAGUUCCAUGUUAAAAGUGUGUCUGCCCGUCUGCCUGCUGAACAGCGGGGAGGUGGAACAGCUCCGAAAGUCCAAGGAGAUCGACCGAUGUAUCUCACGGGAGAAAACGUACGUGAAGCGGCUGGUGAAGAUCCUGUUGCUCGGCGCGGGCGAGAGCGGCAAGUCGACUUUCCUCAAACAAAUGCGGAUCAUCCACGGCCAGGACUUCGACCUGCAGGACCGAGAGGACUUCCGAGCCACGAUCUACAGCAAUGUUAUCAAAGGUAUCCGCGUGUUGGUGGAUGCCCGGGAGAAGCUGCACAUUCCAUGGGGUGACCCGGACAACCAGAGCCACGGCGACAGCCUGAUGGCGAUCGACACCCGGUCGCCUAAGAUGGCCAGGGGGCGGCUGGAGACGUCCAGCUUCCUGCGCUACCUGUCCGCCGUCAGAGCUCUGUGGGACGACUCGGGCAUACAGAAUGCGUACGAUCGUCGCAGGGAGUUUCAGCUGGGGGAGUCGGUGAAGUAUUUCUUGGAUAAUCUGGAUAAGCUUGGCGAGCCGGACUACGUCCCCUCUCAGCAGGACAUCCUGCUGGCUCGCAAACCCACCAAGGGCAUCCACGAGUACGACUUUGAGAUCAAGAACGUUCCCUUCAAGAUGGUGGACGUGGGUGGCCAGCGGUCGGAGCGGAGGCGCUGGUUCGAGUGCUUCGACUCGGUCACCUCCAUCCUCUUCCUCGUCUCCUCCUCCGAAUACGACCAGGUGCUGAUGGAGGACAGGCAGACCAACCGGCUGCGCGAAUCGCUCGACAUCUUCGAGACCAUCGUCAACAACCGCGUCUUCGUCAACGUUUCCAUCAUCCUCUUCCUCAACAAGACGGACCUGCUGGAGGAGAAGGUGAAGAGCGUUCCGCUCAAGGACUACUUUGCCGAGUACGAAGGGCAGGAGCACAACCUGCUGGACAUCCAGGCGUUCAUGGUGGAGUGCUUCCGGGCCAAGAGGCGCGACGCCACCCAGAAGCCCCUGUACCACCACUUCACCACGGCCAUCAACACGGAGAACAUCAGGCUGGUGUUCCGGGACGUCAAGGACACCAUCCUCCACGACAACCUCAAACAGCUCAUGCUCCAAUGACCCCCGUCGACCUGUGAAAAUAGAGGACCUGAAUGGGGACAGACCGCCCCCGACGAGGACUUAGGAGAGACCGGCCUCAGAAGAAACCGUGAGACGUCGGCGUUCUUCUCCAGCCGUUUUUAUUUUCGUUUUUACCCACCUCUUUGAAGAGUCGGUCUUCUUGUUAGUUAAGGGUUUGAUAGGGAAACGAGUCUGUGUGGCCGACUGUCUAGUCACAGUCUUGAGACUCUCUCUCCUCUGGCUGCGGAAACCUGCGAAACUUUUUCCAAACCCGGGCACAUGGUCUCCAUGCCAAGCAACAGAUACAGGAGCGACGAUGUCAGCAAAAGAGUCAGACGGGUCACCACGCACCAGAAUCCUCAGCGCCAAUGCUGAUUUUCCAGUUUGUGUCCAAAGCACUGACUUCUUCCAGUCCAAAAUCACUCCAUUAUAUCCGUUGCACCUCCAGUGCCGCUUUGUGUGCGUCGCCUCUGUAGUUUGUCGAAGGGUUUGCCAUCUUGCUGAUCUGGAGACUGCACAAUUGUUUUGUUAUUGCAGCACCGUCCCUCCCGCUUCUCGUCCCAGUCAGUCACCUAUUUUCUCGGCCUCGAGACCAGCGGGUCGAAAGUGCCGGCGCUGAGGCGUGUUUGCCAGCACAAGGACCAGUUUGUUGAUGGGGGGGGGGAAAAGCGUUCAGAAAGUUUAAUAUUUUAAGUGGGAAAUGGCUCCAGCACUGGCACCUUCUCCAGGAUUACAAAAAAUAUGCAAGAAAAGGGCACAACCACAAGACUGAACCUACGAUGCUGUUCCAUGUAAUCUCCUAUGUAGACUUAAUCACUGUUUAAAUCCUGUAUUUGUGCCUGUUGCCUCUAUAGAGUUAAAGCCAAUAUUAGCGGCCUUCAACAGAUAACGAAGAAGCAAGUUCCCAUGCAAGUUGUCCUUUUUUUGUUGUUUUGAAGACAAAAUGUCCUUAAAUGGCGCAUUAGGCAGUCGUGCCAGCAAGUGAACAUGCAGUCCGCUGUUUUCUCAGGGUUGAAUCAAAACCAGCGUUAAUGCUGGUGAUCUAACUGAAUAAUGUAAUCUUUGUCCGUGCGGCAGAGCGGCGAGACUCAGCCAGGCCUCAGUUCAGUUCGCUGGGUGGUGUUUGGUACUGUCUCCUCCUGUCUUUGACCCCUGAACAUUGACCCAGAAUCCCCCGCCCUCUCGCUCUGUUUCCAUCUCUGAUUAGAUGCCUUGUAAAGGGACAGACCUUCCCCGUUUGCCAAAAUGAUGAAUGUCUGUUAGUAGAUGUAGAGAGAUUUGCUCUAGAUUGUCUGAAUAUACUGUAACCAACAUUGUGAGGUGUGACUCCAGGCGUCUGUGAAAACCCCUUGACGGUUUGCUUGUGUACGCCAACUUGACCUAUUUAGGAGUUCCCUUCUCUUUUUUUUUUUUUUUUUUUUAAAAGCAUAAGGAAUUUCUUGUGGGGGGACAUUUAGACAAACAAAAAAGUUUCUGGACUUGAAUACUUUUGUCAGCAACUGUAUUCUGUAGGAGCCCAAUCUUUUUUAGAGGACAAUUUCCAAGCACUGUUUGAAUCUGUUUCUAUGCCAAAUCACCCUGUGCUUUCUUGGGACUGUUCACAUCGACAUUCUCUCUUAUUAUUUUUCCAAAUUCAAGCUCCUGUGAGCGUCAAUUUGCUUCUAGUUCUGGCUUUGUACAUACUGUAAUCUGUUGCCAUGUAAAUAAUAUUCAGGUUUAUCUCUGUGUAUGUAAAUGGUUGUAGAAAUGGAUUUUAUUGUUUCCCAUUUUGAAUGUUUCAAAUCACUGCUUUUCCAAUUAAGAUUACCUUUUUGAUUAGGAUGUAUGUCUUAUUUUUUUUCAUCACCUUAAUUCCUGUGCAAAGUCUCAUGCCACUCUAACCCUAUCAAUAAAAUACACUUUUCUAAUGAAAGAAGGCUACGUUUGCUUUAUUUUUUACUAUUUCUGUUACAGUAUUUGCCUAUUCAUGACUAACAUUAGUCCAAUGUAUUUGUAUUUUAAAAGUACUUAAACAAACAA